Molecule: messenger RNA, 10134 nt
Organism: Closterium sp. Naga37s-1
Lineage: Eukaryota; Viridiplantae; Streptophyta; Zygnematophyceae; Desmidiales; Closteriaceae
Source: the annotation of a GenBank genome assembly
AUGCGGCGCGCAACUCCCCCCCUUCCCGCGCCCGCCAUGCUCUCUCACCGUCGUCCGCGCGCGCAGCGCAAGGAGGCGCGCGAGGAGCUGCAGGGGGAGGUGGCGGCGAUGCGGCGCGUGGGGGGGCACGCGCACGUGGUGGCGCUGCGCGCGCUGUUCGAGGACGCGGAGAGCGUGCACCUGGUCAUGGACCUCUGCGCGCACGGCGACCUCUACGACUACCUCAUCGCGCGCACCACCCUGCCCGAGCCGCUCGCCGCUGACGUCACCAGGCAGAUCCUACUAGCCCUACACCACUGCCACGCGUCAGGAGUGGUGCACCGGGACAUCAAGCCCGAGAACAUUCUCCUCGCUGCCAAGGACGAGGCAGCGGGCAAGCUGCACCUCAAGCUCGCGGACUUCGGCCUGGCAGUGAUGCUGCGAGCGGGGCAGCAAGCAGUGGGCAUGUACGGCAGCGCUGUGUACAUGUCUCCGGAGGUCGUGUGCCGCCGCCCCUAUGGGCCCGCUGUCGACCUCUGGGGGCUGGGCGUCAUCCUCUACACCGCCCUCUCAGGCUACAUGCCGUUUUGGGGCAGUACGGACGAGCAGCUGUUCUUCCGCAUUCUGCGCAACCAGCCCGACUUCUCCAUCGCGCCCUGGCCCUCCGUGGCGCCCGCUGCCAUCGACCUCGUGCGCUGGCUGCUCUCCUCCGACCCCGCCCACCGCCCCUCCGCCGCUGUCGCGCUGCACCACCCCUGGCUCGCCCAACACUGCGGCCGGGAACCCGUUCCCUCGCCCCGCCCCGCCCCGUCCCCGUGUGUUCCGGUGGGGGCGCCAGGAUGGACGGGCGAGAGCGGUGUGGAGGGCGGCAGGGAGGGGAAGAGAGAGGGGGAGCGCGUGAAAGCAGCAGCAGAGGCGGGUGGGGGUGCAGCUGUGCCGAGGGACUCGGAGGGGGUAGGCAGUGGGAGGGGCGGUGCGGCAGGUGCUGCAGCAGCAGCAGGAGGGAGCAGAGACACGGAGAUGGGCGGUGUGGAGCCGCAGCGCACCUCGUGGGACGGCGCUGCAGGCAGUGAAGCAGCGGCAGUGCGAGGAGAGGAGAGGGGCAGGCAGGAGGGCAAGCAGGAACAGCAAGGAGAAGAGGGUGGGAGGCAAGAGCAAGGGGCCGGGGUGGCGGCGCAUGGCAGCAUGGAUGUGGAUUCACAACAGGGUGCGAGCGCGGUACAGCAGGGCGGGCGGCAGAAGCAGCCCAAGGCGCCGCCGAUCCAGCUGCCUCUCUUCGCGUCCUUCACUGGCCCCGCCUCGCCCCUCUUCUCCUCGCCCACCUCCGCUGCCAAUCGUGCUGGCAGCAGUGGCGGUGGCAGCGGUGUGUUCCUCUUCACUGCACGCCCCACCAGCGGCAGCAACAGCCACGCAGGCUCGGGUGGGAGCAUGUGGGACAGGGAGGGCAGCAAGGCGAAGCACAAGGAGCAGCAGAGGCAGCAGGUGCAGCGCCACUCGCAUGCUCACAAGCAGCAGCGAGCUUCUGCGGCAGCAGGCAGCAAGGAUGCACACAAGGAAGGCACCGCGAAAGCACCCGUGGAAGCAGCAGAGCAGAAGGCGCGGCGGUCGUCGCACUUCCGGUUCUUCUCCCCCAAGCGCAAGGCCCGCCGCUCCCACGUCGUUGUCUCCACCACCCCGCUCCCUGCCCCUCCGCCGCCUCCCCUCUCCUCCCCGUCCCCAUCCCAUUCCCCUCUGGGCGUGUCUCAGCCCAACGCCCAGGUCACCCCCCCUGCUGCCCCCUCUUCCUCUGCGCCCAUGGCCUCCAUCACCGUCCCCCUCGUGCGCCGCAACCCCCCUUCCACUGCCGCUGCAUCCCCCGCCGCUGCUACUGACGCUGCUGCUGCUGCCCCCACGGAUACUGCUGCUGCUGUUUCCACUGCGCCUGUUGUGUCUGUCACCAUCCCUGUCAUCCCACCCAAACCCCCUCUCGACCCAACCCAAGAGCUCCCAUCCGUACCUGAGAUCCAGGCGCGCCUAUCCGGGCCUGACGGGUCCAUAGCAGUGUCAUCGCUCUUCUCCUUCCUGCGACCGCUCAACCCCAUGGCCGCCAGGAAGUCCUCCUCCUCCCUCUCCCGCGCUGCACACCGCCCCGACUCCGACUCUUCCAUGUCCACAGCGCCGCCCAGCUUUCUCUACAGCCCGCGCGAGCCCCUCAAGUCGCCCCACCACCACCACUCCUUCUCUGCCGCCGCCAGCAGCAGCAGCGGCGGACUGCUCCCCUCCAGCAGCGCUCCCCGUGCGGCGGCGGCUGCUGCGUCGGAGCCGUCGUUUGGGUUGGGGCGCCUGGCGCGGCCUCUGCAGGGCAUGGCGGCCCUCAUGCGCCCCGCCUCCCCCUCCGCCUCCUCACCCGCACUCGCCCCAUCGCCGUCAGACUCGCCGCAGCACAGCAUGGGAACGGGGAUGGGGCGAUCAGGAGCAAGUGCGCACACACAAGCACACGAUGAGGGCUCCACAAGCACAGCACCACGCACACACCUCACCACCUCCGCCAGUGCACCCAAUGUAACCACCAUGCCUGCUGGCACUGCUGCUGCUGCGGAGCCUGCAGUGCCGCAGGCGCCUCGCCGGGCCAGAGGGCUCAGCUCCAUAGUGAAGGCCUUUGCCUCGCUCUCCACUGCUGCUCCCCUGGGGAAUGUGGGGUCCGGCCAGCAGCACAGUGGGUGGGCCAUGGGUGGUGGUGGUGGUGGAAGAGAGAGUGCGAGGGGGGGAGAGGAUUCACACAAGGGGCAGCAAGAAAAUGGGGAUUCGACGAGUGUGAGUCACUCAGAAGCGGUUAGUGAAGACCAACCCCCCAUAUCCACAUCUCCCACCCAUCCCACCCCCUUCCCCCUUCCUCCCCACCCAAAUGGCUCGAAGCAGCACAGCACGUUCACGGGGGUUGGGGCGGAACCAGUAGGGCUUGGAGCAGCGCAGUGGGUUCACGGUGGGCAGCAUUGUGGCUCGGAGCAGCGCAGUGUGUUCACGGUGGGCAGCACUGUGUGGGUGCCGGACGAGGAGGACGCAUGGGCGGAGGGCGAGGUGGUGGGCGUCAAGGAUGGCGCCGCGGGUGCAGGCGGGCAGGUGGUGGUGCGCACCACAGGGAAGAAGAAGCGCGAGGUGGUGGUGCGCACCACAGGGAAGAAGAAGCGCGAGGAAGUGGUGCUAAGGGGUGGUGCUGACUGGGGGGGUGCGGGCGGGCAGGUGGUGGUGCGUACCACAGGGAAGAAGAAGCGCGAGGUGAGUGUGGUGUGGUGUGGGGACCUGCGGGCAGGUGGUGGUGCGCACCACAGGGAAGAAGAAACGCGAGGUGACGGUAGCAGCGGGUGCGUGCUAUGCUAUGCAAGGGAGGAGGAUGGGGGCAUUAUGGCCAACAAGUGCCCAUUCUCUGAUGACCUCAAGUGCCCAUUCUCUGAUGACCUCAAGUGCCCAUUCUCUGAUGACCUCAAGUGCCCAUUCUCUGAUGACCUCAAGUGCCCAUUCUCUGAUGACCUCAAGUGCCCAUUCUCUGAUGACCUCAAGUGCCCACUGCUGUUCCGCUCUCAUUGCCCAUUCUCUCACACUCUCUUUCAUGCUCAGGUGACGGUAGCAGCGGGUGCCUGUUACGCGAGGGAGGAGGAUGGGGGAAUCAUGGACGACAUGGUCAAGAUGGCCUACCUGCACGAGCCGGGGGUGCCUUUGAGUCCACUCAAAGCCCUCCCCUCUCUCCCUGCCCCCCUCCCGCAGGUGACGGUAGCAGCGUGCGCGUGCUAUGCACGCGAGGAGGAUGGGGGCAUUAUGGACGACAUGGUCAAGAUGGCGUAUCUGCACGAGCCGGGGGUGCUCUGUAACCUCAUGCUGCGCUACCAGCGCAACCUUAUUUAUACCUACACAGGCAGCAUUCUGAUAGCAGCGAACCCCUUCAUGCGCAUACCAGGCAUCUACGACCGGGAGAUGAGGGAGGCGUACAGAGGGGCACAGAUCGGUGACCUCAGCCCGCAUGUGUUCGCCAUUGCUGAUAACGCGUACAGGGCGAUGGUGGACGAUAAGCGCAGCCAGUCGAUUCUGAUCAGCGGGGAGAGCGGGGCGGGCAAGACGGAGACAACGAAGCUGGUAAUGGAGUAUCUGGCGUCCGUGGGGGGGCGGUCCGAGGCCACCGAGGGGCGCAGCAUUGAAAGCCAAGUGCUGGAGUCAAACCCAUUGCUGGAGGCCUUUGGCAACGCCAAGACGGUGCGAAACGACAACUCAAGUCGCUUCGGCAAGUUCAUCGAGAUCCAGUUCGACCAGCGCGGCCGCGUGUCCGGUGCCGCCAUCCGCUCCUACCUUCUAGAGCGGUCCAGAGUGGUGCAGAUAGCAGACCCUGAGCGCAACUAUCACUGCUUCUACCAGCUCUGUGCGGGUGCAUCCCCUGAGGAAGCAGAGAAAUACCGGCUGCCUCCAGGGCCUAACAGAGCGGAGAAGUUUCACUACCUGAAGCAGAGCAAGUGCAUUGAGCUGGAGGGGAAGCGCAGCAACGCGGAGGAGUAUGUGAUCACUCGCAACGCCAUGGACGUUAUUGGGAUCUCACAGGACGAACAGGCAUCAAUAUUCGGCAUCGUGGCGGCCAUUCUGCAUCUGGGAAACGUGGAGUUCAAGGAGAAGGGCGACAAGAUGCGCAUCGCCAAGAGCUCCGAGGAGAAUCUUGAGAACGUCGCUCACCUGCUCUCGUGCGACAAGAAGAAGCUGCAGGAGUCACUGUGCACAUUGAAGCGCAAGGUGGGAGGCGAGGUGAUCAAGAGCUAUCUGGACGAGAAGGGGGCUGUGGUGCGCCGAGACACGCUCGCCAAGACACUCUACUCCAAGCUCUUUGACUGGAUAGUGGAGAAGGUGAAUCGGUCCAUUGGCCAGGAUGCCAACUCCAUGGCUCUCAUUGGCGUGCUUGAUAUCUACGGCUUCGAGCACUUCAAGCUCAACAGCUUCGAACAGUUCUGUAUCAACCUGGCAAAUGAGAAGCUUCAGCAGCAUUUCAACCAGCACGUGUUGAAGCUAGAGCAGGAGGAGUAUGAGCGGGAGGAGAUCAACUGGAGCUACAUCAACUUCCGGGACAACCAGGACGUGCUAGACCUCGUUGAAGGGGAUAAGGGCAUUCUCACACUGCUCGACUCAGCCUGCAAGCUAGCCCAGUCCACGCCAGAGUCCUUCACCAUGUCGCUGUACGACGCCUUUUUGAAGCACGAGCGAUUCACCAAGUCCAAGGGCUCCGUCACUGACUUCACGCUGGAGCACUACGCGGGGCGAGUUAAGUACAGCACCACGGAGUUCAUCAGCAAGAACCUCGACGCCGUGGUAUCAGAGCACGAGGCGCUGCUGCAGAAGUCCACCGACCCGUUUGUGGCUGCGCUGUUCCCUGCGGCUCAAGAGGAGGUGAAGGAGGGCGGGGGGAAGGGCGGCAAGGCCACCACCAAGUUCGCGUCGUUGGGGAAAUCGUUCAAGCUGCAACUGUCGCAGCUGAUGGACACGCUGAACCGCACAGAACCGCACUACAUCCGGUGUAUCAAGCCCAACUCCAAGAGCCGGCCGGCACUGUUUGAGAAAAGCAUGGUGGUGGAGCAGCUGCGAUCGGGGGGAGUGUUGGAGGCCAUUCGCAUGUGCUCGGCGGGCUACCCCACUCGCCGCCUCUUUGACGACUUCAUCGACAGAUUCUCGCUGCUCGUGCCCUCGCUCUUUGACAAGGAAAUGUCGGACCCUGAGUACGUGGAGGUCAUUCUGCGCCAUGCCAAGCUGGAGAAUUACCAGAUCGGAAAGUCAAAGAUAUUCCUGCGAGCGGGGCAGAUGGCCCUAAUGGAGACGUGCCGGCUGGAGAUCAUGAACGCUGCUGCCGCCCGCAUUCAGCGUGCCACGCGCCGCUUCCUCUUCCGCCUGCACCGCGCCCGCGCUGCCCUCUGCAUCCAGAAGCUCUGGCGCGGUGACCUACAAGGCACGGGAGUUCGUGUACCACCUGCGGCAGCGCCUGGCAGCAACGUGCAUUCAGCGCAUGGAGCGGGGCAGGCAACAGCGCAUGCGCUUCCUCACACCAUCCCUCCUAUCCCCUCCUUUCCUUCACCCCCCCUUCCAGCCUACAAGGCACGGGAGUUCGUGUACCACCUGCGUCAGCGCCUGGCUGCAACGUGCAUUCAGCGUAUGGAGCGGGGCCGGCAGCAGCGCAUGCGCUUCCUCGUGCUGCGGCGGGCAGCAAUCACCAUCCAAGCCAAGUACCGCAUGCACCUCUAUCGCAUGCGCUACCUGCACAUGCGUGACAACCUCGCUGCCACCUGCAUUCAGGUGUGUGGCAGUGGUUUGCUUGUGGUCAGCCAAGCAGCAAUCACAGCAGCAGUGACCAUCCAAGCCAAGUGCCGCAUGCACCUCUAUCGCACGCGCUACCUGCACAUGCGCGACAACCUCUCUGCCACCUGCAUUCAGGCCCCAUGCAUGCUCCCUUUCAUCCAUACCACCUCACCUCGCCAUUGCCCCACGCCUCCCCUCCUACCGUAUCCCCCAGACUUCUCCCACUCCCGCUCUGCCCCCCUCUACCCGCCGCUCUCCAGAGCCACUGGAGCAUGUCACUGGCGGGGCUAUGCAGCUCGCAAGCCCUGGAAGGCCCUGCGCCAGUACUUCUUUGCACGGCUGGCGAGGCUGCGAUAUAAGAACCUCAAGCUGGAGGCGGCUCGCAUUGCUGAGCUGGCGCCGCCACGCAAGAAGACGGAGGUGGCGAUGGAUACAAUCCGCAUGAUGGUGCUGCGCGUGCAGAGGGACAAGGCGGAGAAGGGGCGGCAGGCGUUGGAACGCCAGCUGGCGGAGGCGAGAGAGGAGGUGGAGCGGCGGGGUAGGGAGAUUGCGGCUCGAGGCAGGGAGAUAGCCCGGCUGCAGGAGAUGCUGGAUGCGGAACAGGCCAGGGCAGAGGCUGCAGAGGCGGAGGUGAGGGAAAUGGUGGCGGAGCGGGAGGAGCAGCGGGAGGAGCAGCAGCAGCACUUGGUGAAGAUGAAAGAGCUCUCUGUGUUGCCUGAUGCGCUGAGCGAGGGAGAGGGAGAGGAGGGAGAGGAGGAGGGAGUGGAGGAGGUGAAAGAGGUGGCGAUGGAGGGGGAUAGGGAGAAGGAGUGUGUUGUCGUGGGGGUGGAGGGCGGCGCAGACAGGACGGCGCUUGCCAACCAUUUCUUGCCGCCAAUUCUGGAAAGAUCUGCACAAAGCGAGGCGGAUCUAGUGGAGGUAGAAGAGAGGGCCGUGAACAGAGGAAAGGACGGCGAUGGGAACGAGGAGCAAGGGGAGCAAGGGGAACGCAAGGAGCAGCAGGCUCAGGAGAAGGGGCAGGAGCAGGUGCAGGGAGGAAAGGGCGAGGGGCAAGGGGGAGCGGCAGCAGCAGCGGGAGGCGAGGAGCACAAGGGAGGGAAACCUCGACCUGUGUCGCCGCUAUCAGCCGGCGCCAGUGCCAUCCGUGAUCGGCUCACUCUGGACGUUGGUGCUGGCACCACCACCAGUGGCGCCGCUGCUGCUGCCACUGCAGGGGCAGCAGCAGGGGCAGCACCUGGGGCAGCAGCAGGAGCUGGAGCAGGAGCAGCAGCAAGUGUAGGCCCAGGCGGAGGCGCCCCUCUGCCUCCCAGCGACGGCAGCAGGCGCCCCAUGCGCCCCCGUGCUGCCUCCUCUUCAGGAUCCAACUGGCAGGUCGCCUCAGAGGACGGGGACUUAGACCAUGAGGGCGCAGCAGCAGCCGAGCAGGACCGAGAGCCCCUGAGUGCUGACAGGGGUCCGCUUAGUUCAGAACGGCCCAGGAGAAUGUCGGCUGGCGCGGGAGGGGGUGGAGCGGGAGGGAAGGAGUUUGGCCGGUAUGGGAGCAGCUCGUUCCGGGGCUCGCCGGCUCGGGAGUUUGAAGGGGGAGCGCGGGUGGGGCGUGGGGAGGAGGGGUCGUGGAGUGGGAGGAAGCUGGGUGGAGUGGGGUCGAGAUCGGCUAGGAGUGGGGCGAGUGAGGCGUCGCCGAGGGGAGGGGUGGGGAUGGGGAUGGGGACGCCGCCCACGCCUGGGGGGAGUGGGGCGGGGACGCCGCGGGGGAAGAGCCUGACGUUUUCGGCGAGCAACUUUGAUAAGAUUCUGGCGAGCAUGCAGCGGGAAGUGGAGAUUGCACAGAAGAUGCGUGAGGAGAACAACUGGCUGCGGGCGGCGUACAAGGAGGCGGUACACAAGGCAGAGGUGGCAGCGGCACUGGCGGGGGCGGAGAGGGCGAGAGCAGAGGAGGCGGAGAGGAACGUGGCAGCGCGGGAGGAGGAGAUGCGGGAGGCACUGGCACGAUGCCAUGAGCUGCAGGAGAAGCUGCUCGGGAAAUCGCGCGAGGUGCGCACGUUGAGUCAGAGGCUGAUUGCCUUCCAGGCCAGCAUGGCCAACGCCAAUCCGGCCAUGCCCAUCGACAAGCAGCAGGAGGUGCUUCUGAACGAGAUAGCUGUCAGCCGCUUCCCCUUCGGUCCGCAAGGCCAGCCAGUGGCAGCGUGUGUGGUGUACCGGUCGCUGCUGCACUGGCGAGUGUUCCAGGCCGAGAAAACCAACGCGUUUGACCGAAUCAUUGAGACCUUCCAGAUGGUGUCUCGCUCCGAUGACAUGAGCACCUUGAGCUACUGGCUCAGCAACCAUGUGGUGCUGCUGUACCUCGUGCAGGUGGUGUACAAGGCCCCAGCAGAGAAGCCCAAGUUGGAGCGCGUCACCACGUUUGGCUUCUUCGGCGCUCGCCCCCCCCACUCCGGUGAGAUGCAAUGCAGUGCUGUGGGUGCGACGAUGCAGCAGGUGGAUCUGAUGCUCCUCAAGCAGCACAAGGAGCCGCGACCCAGCGCAACGAUGCAGCAGGUGGAUCUGAUGCUGUUCAAGCAGCAGCUGGCGACCGGCAUCGAGCGGCUGUAUGUAACCAUCCGUGACAGUGCCAAGACAGAGCUCGCCGUCCACUUCAACCCUCAGCCUGAGGUGCGCGCGCAGUGGUGUCCGUGCACGUACAGCAACGGGGAGAGGAUGGAGGAGGGGCUAAGCUGUCUGGAGCAGCGAUGGAUGCCGCCGUUGCAGCCUGAUGGUGCGAGCGCAGUGGUGCCCGUGCACGUACAGCAACGGGGAGAUGAUGGAGGAGGGGCUCAGCCGUCUGGAGCAGAGCACCUGAUGGUGCGCGCGCAGUGGUGCCCGUGCACGUACAGCAACGGGGAGAUGAUGGAGGAGGGGCUCAGCCGUCUGGAGCAGUGGGUGCAUGACGUGGAGGUGCAGCUGAGGGAGGUGCUGGGGGGGGAGAGGGAGCCCCUGAGGAAGGAGCUACGGCACCUGCAGCAGACCAUUCUCUUCCUGACCCUGGACCACAAGCCGAGGCGAACACUAGAGGAGCUGCGCAUGCUGUGCCCUGAUCUGAGCAUGAGCCAGCUGGUGCACAUGUGCAUCUGGACACUAGAGGAACUGUGGAUGCUAUGCCCUGAUCUGAGCAUGAGCCAGCUGGUGCACAUGUGUAUCUGGUACGAGGACGACAAGUACGGCACCAAGGGCGUGGAUACAAGUUCAAUUCAACCGUUUCCCCUUGUCCCUCCGCUACCCUCCCACCAGACCCUGGACCACAAACCGCGGCGAACUUUGGAGGAGCUGCGGAUGCUGUGUCCUGAUUUAAGUAUGAACCAGCUGGUGCACAUGUGCAUUUGGUACGAGGACGACAAGUACGGCACCAAGGGUGUGGACCCGAGUGUGAUCGAGCAGAUGUGGAGCGAGAUGGUGGAUGACAGCCCCAUGCUGCUAAGGGAUGGCGAAGGCAUCCCCUUCACAACGGACGAGAUCGUACACAGCCUACCCGAGAUAAACCUGGACGAGGUAGAGCCUCCCCCCGAGCUCCAAGACGACCCCACCUUCCACUUCCUCCUCCCCCUCACCUCCAUCCCCUCCGUCCCCUCCACCCCAACUGCUGCCUCGCACACUCCCCGCAACGCCUCCCCGCGCCUCCCUCCCCCUUCCGUGCCAUCAUCCAUCCCCCGAUCGGCCUCACUCUCUCAUGCCCAUUCUCGGCCCGGCACCGCUCCCCACCCUAUGGGGGGUGGUACUCCUAGGGCUGCUGGGGCGUCGUCGGUUGCGAGUACGCCUCGUGUGCCGUCGAGCCCUUGGGAUUACUUCCGAGGGCGAGGGGCGUGGAAGAAUGAAGAUGCGUGA